Lolium rigidum is the source of this 2217-nucleotide messenger RNA. Its product is annotated as signal recognition particle subunit SRP68-like. The coding region runs from base 149 to 1945 and encodes 598 amino acids. Lineage: Eukaryota; Viridiplantae; Streptophyta; Magnoliopsida; Poales; Poaceae. The record is from RefSeq and is a predicted model, not a curated record. Gene Ontology annotation, biological process: SRP-dependent cotranslational protein targeting to membrane. The transcript has 14 exons. Gene Ontology annotation, cellular component: signal recognition particle, endoplasmic reticulum targeting. Gene Ontology annotation, molecular function: 7S RNA binding; endoplasmic reticulum signal sequence receptor activity; signal recognition particle binding.
UCUCGAACCAGACGAUCCUUUCUUUCCGGCACCUUCACCGACGACGCCGACGAGAUCCCUCCGCCGCCGACGACGACGGCCGCAGAGCUGGAUUUCUCACCUUGUCCUCUGACAGGUUCGCUCGCUGCACAGAGGCAUACCCGUGGCCAUGUCGAAGCUCGCCAACCAACCACCGCCGUCGGAUAUGGAUGUGGACUCUGCCGACGCAGCUGAGGAGAAGAAUCUCGUCAGGUUCUCCAUCAACGUGCUAGAACUCACAAGGGACGCACAGAUGCAGCAUGGCCUACGCCAUGGUGACUACACGCGGUACAGGAGAUACUGUACAGCGCGUCUGAGAAGGCUAUACAAGUCUUUGAAGUUUCUGCAUGGCCGUGGAAAAUAUACGAAGAGGAAUAUAAUAGAGUCAACAGUGAAAGAUGUGAGGUUUCUGCACGUGGUAUUUUAUAUGGCUGAGAGAGCAUGGAGUCAUGCAAUGGAAAAGAAAACUGCCGGUCCAAAUGCAAAGCAGCGCAUCUACAUGUUGGGUCGAUUUAGGAAAGCAGUCAAAUGGGCUACACUUUUUUCACAGUUGUGUUCUAUAAAAGGAGAUUCCAGGACAUCUUUGGAGGCUGAGGCAUAUGCUUCAUACAUGAAAGGAACUUUGCUUUUCGAACAAGAGAAGAACAUCGAGGCAGCAAUGAUGAAUUUCAAGAAUACCAGGACUGUAUAUGAGGAGCUUGGGAAGUAUGGCAGUAUAGAAAACCAACUUCUAUGCCGUCAGCGCAUUGAGGAAGUGGAGCCUAUGAUUGGAUUCUGUUCACGCAAACUUGGUGGAUCUGCUUUACAAGCACGCGAUCUUCUAGAUAUGGAAAAGGAGGGGCCUGCUUAUGAUCUCUUCAAAGCCAAGAUUGAGGCUGUAUUAUCUGAGACAAGAUCACAGCAGGCGGCUUCUAUGACCGAGUUCAACUGGCUUGGACGCAGAUUUCCAAUUACCAGUGCAAAGACCCGUGUUGCCAUUUUGAAAGCUCAGCAGCUGGAGAGAGAUUUAAGUGGUGCAGCAACAGAAUCGAUCUCUGCAGACAAAAAACUUGCUACAUUUGAUAAACUAUUUUCUGCAUACCAUGACGCUCGGGGCUGCAUCCGUAAUGAUUUGGCUUCUGCUGGCAAUGCGGAGAAUAUAAGAGACGACUUGAAUGGUCUUGACAAGGCUGUCAGUGCAGUUUUGGGAUUGAGGACCAUAGAACGUAACCAGUUACUUGUUAGUAUUGCAAAAAGUAAAUUUGCAAAGCAUCCAGAUGACAAGAAUGAGAAAAUUACGAAGCCAGAAGAACUUGUUCGACUGUAUGAUUUGCUAAUUCAGAAUACCACGGACCUAACUGAUUUAGUUAGCUCAGGAAGGGAUAAAAACGAAGAAGAAAACAGUUUUGUUAAUGAGUAUGAGCUAAAAGGUUUGGCUUUCCGAGCUGAGAGAUGUUUUUAUUUGGCAAAGUCAUAUAGUUCUGCUGGUAAAAGGACAGAAGCAUAUUCAUUAUUCUGUUAUGCCCGUUCUCUUGUUGAUUCUGCACUGCAUCAACUGGCUAACAGUCUUGACAAGGCCUUAAUCCAAGAUCUCAAAGCUCUCUCAAACAAUUGUAGAUCUAAUAGUUGCAUAGAACAUGCAACGGGUAUCAUGGAGGAUGAAACUGCUCCUGGAAAACUUUCUAAAGGAGUCUCAACUAUGUCACUUGGUGACAAUAAAAAGAAGGAUAAUAAAUACCUUAUUGAUAUGCUAGGGAGCUAUGAAUCAGCACUUGGCGAGCAACACCCCAAAGUGCCAACUCACAUUGUGCAAUUUCCUCCACCGUUCCAAUCAGUUCCGUGCAACCCCAUUGUUCUUGAUAUGGUAUACAAUAUAAUCGAGUUCCCGAACCUUGAGAACAGGAUGAAGAAAGAAAAGAAGAGUAUCCUCAAAAGAUUCUGGGGCUGAAAAGAAUAGAGGACGUAUCUCAAUUCCUCAGGAUUAUCUUCCUCUUAUAGUUUUUUUGUGUGGUAACUCCAGAAUUUCGGUACAUUAGCUCGGUGGAUUAGUUUGUUUUUGGCACUUGCCAUGAACGCGUGCAGACUCAGAUAACUUGCUCGUUCGCAAGAAAGUCGAACUAAGUUCCAUAGACACUUUUUUCGAAGUACAUCCCUUUGAGUGUCACCCUGACUUAAUCUGUAUAUAACAUCGAACAAUGAGUAUAAAUAUGUUUUAUGAUA